AUGGUUAUAUUAUAAUUAUAAAUAUUAUUUUAAUUUUAAUAUUUAUAAAAAUAUAUUUAGGAUGAUGAAUUUCUUUAAGAUUUAGAUGAUUUAGAUAAUGGUAAUUUUUAAAAUAUUAAUUAUUAUUAUUAAUUUUUCUUUUAAAUUUAAGAAAGUGAUUUACAAAUAGAAGAGUAAGAAUCAGAUUCAGAAGAUGAACAAAAUAAUUUACAACAUUUUGAAAAGAAACAAGCAAUAGAAGAAUUUAAAGAGAUAUAUCAUAAAAUAAAUGCGAAGCCAAUUUCAAAUUUAUUAAAUGAUUCUGAGUUUAAAAAGCAUAUUAUAAAAAUAGAAGAAUUUAACAAAUUAGACAAUACAGUACCAAUAACCGUUUAAGAUGAGGAAUAUCAUACAAUAAUAAAAUCUAAUGAAUAUGCUGCAAUAAUAGAAAGAGAAAUUUAAGCAGUACAUAAAUUUACUAAAGAUAUGUUCCAAAAGCGGUUUGGAGAAUUAGAAUCUAUUGUUUUGAACCCAAUUGAUUAUGUAAAAUGUGUAAAACUUAUUUAGAAUAAAUAGGACUUAAAUAAAAUUGAUUUUAAUGGGAUUUUAACUAAUUUAUAAAUUACUACAGUUACUGUAGCUGGUUCUUCUUAAGAUGGAAAACCUUUAUCCUCUUAAGAUUUAAAAUAAAUCUUAGCAGCUUGUGAUAAUGUUAUUGAGUUAUACGAAUAUUCAAAAAAGAUAUAAUCAUAUAUAGAAAGUAGAAUGAAAUGGAUAGCACCAAAUUUAAGUGCCCUAGUAGGAAGUGGUUGUGCUUCCAGAUUAAUAACAGCAGCUGGAGGAGUAGAAUAGUUAUAAAGGAUGCCUGCAUGUAAUAUAUAAGUCAUGGGUUCUUAAAAAAAGAGUCUUUUGGGAAUGUCAAAAGAAGGAUAAGGAUUUAAUAGAGGGUAUUUCGGAUAAUUAGAUUUUGUUUAAAAAGCUCCACCUUAAUUUUAAACUAGAUUAGUUAGAAUGUUAUCAACUAAUGUUGCAAAAGCAAUAAGAAUUGAUUAUUUAAAAACUUGUCUUAGUGGAUCUGCUGGAAAUAGAUUAAAAGAGAUUAUGCUUUAAAGAUUUUCAAAAAUAUAAGAGCCACCUCCUCCUAAACUUAAUAAACCUCUUAAAAAACCAGAUGAUAAACCUUCUAGAAAAAGAGGUGGAGAAAAAUACAGAAAAAUGAAAUAAAAAUUAGGUCUUACUGAUUUUAGAGCUUUAAGAUAUAGAAUGAAAUUUGGUGAUGAAGCUGAGGAAGAAUUUAGAGGAAGUGGCAAAGGAUUUGGUAUGAUUGGAAUGGGAUAAGUUAAAAUCAAUGUAAAUCCUAAUUUAUUGAAAAAACCAGAUAUUGGUACUAAAACAGAAAAUUACUUUAAUAAAGAUACUGGAUUCAAAACUGUUGUAGAGUAGAAAUAAGAAAAAAACAUUUUAGUUUUUAAAAAACCUAUUUGA
Messenger RNA from Ichthyophthirius multifiliis, 1464 nucleotides. RefSeq lists its product as hypothetical. NCBI's taxonomy places the organism in Eukaryota, Ciliophora, Oligohymenophorea, Hymenostomatida. Gene Ontology annotation, cellular component: precatalytic spliceosome; U4/U6 x U5 tri-snRNP complex; U4 snRNP. The record is from RefSeq and is a predicted model, not a curated record. The transcript is spliced from 5 exons. Gene Ontology annotation, biological process: spliceosomal tri-snRNP complex assembly; mRNA splicing, via spliceosome.